CUCUCUCUGUAAAGAGAAAACAACUCAGCUGCCAGCUCCCAUCUGAAAGGAAUUCCAUGAUCCACAAGAGACUGAGAGAGAGACAGACCCACAGGCCACAAGGCCACCAAGUUGAUUCAAAUUGAUCUGGGUCAUCUACAGAUGUACUAGGACCAAAGAAAAACAAAACAAAUAAAAAAAAAAGGAGAAAAAUAUAGUUCCCCACCCUCCCUAUAUGAUCAUGGAUGGUGAAAAUGGGAUCCGCAGGCCAAACUUCCCAUUACAGUUGCUAGAGAUAGAGAAAAAGGAAGAAGAAGCAGCAUGUUCCAGCUCCCACUAUACCUCUCUCUCCAUACCCACCGGCGAACCAAGUUCAUCUACCCUCUCAGCCAAUUCCACUGCUCUCCAAUUACCUCCGGAGACACCCAAGAACACCAACAAGCCACCACCCAAGCGCACCUCCACCAAAGACAGGCACACCAAAGUCGACGGCCGAGGCCGCCGGAUCCGCAUGCCCGCCGCUUGCGCCGCCAGGGUUUUCCAGCUCACUCGGGAGCUAGGCCACAAGUCCGACGGCGAGACCAUCGAGUGGCUUCUUCAACAAGCCGAGCCAGCCGUCUUCGCCGCCACCGGGACGGGUACCAUUCCCGCAAACUUCACGUCGCUUAAUAUCUCUCUUCGAAGCUCUGGGUCUACCAUGUCAGCGCCUUCACACUUGAGGAGCGGUUAUUUCAACCCUAGCUUCUCGACUGUGCCACAGUACUUGAGGAAUACAUUGGAAGAGACUUCGCAGAGAAGGGCUUUGUUCCCUAAUGUUGCGUUGUCAUCAUCGGAAAGUUCGUCUAUGCUUUUGAAUUUCAACUCAACUACUACUGGGAAUGUGAAUGCAACAUUACAGGCAAAGCAAGAGUUUGUACGUGAGGCGCCUGGCCUGGACGUAUAUGCAGAGUCCGAGGGGAUCAGCGUAGGGAGAAAGCGAAGGUCGGAGCAAGAAUAUCUGUCACAAAGCCAGAUGGGCAGCUAUUUGUUGCAAUCCAGUGCAGGACCGAUUCCAGCUGGUCAUAGUCAGAAUCCGGCGGCGUUUUGGAUGGUGACAAACCCGAGUACGAGUGGAGACUCCAUGUGGACAUACCCUUCGGGUGGUAAUACUACUGGUAUGUAUAGGGGAUCUAUGUCUAGCGGGCUGCAUUUUAUGAAUUUUGCUCCUCCAAUGGCUCUGACGUUGCCAGGCCAACAAUUUGGUACCGGAAUUGGUGGAAUGGGUGGUGGCGGCACUGUCACGGACAGCCAUUUAGGAGUUCUUGCGGCGCUCAAUGCCUAUAGGCCUAUUGUCAGUGCCGGUGCUUUGGAGUCUCCGGCAAGUACUGGGACGCAUCCCCAUCAUGCAGGGGGAGGCGACGGACGUGAUACUACUAGUCACAAUUCCUAGACCGAUUACGCAUAUAAUGUAUGGUUCAAUUUCAUUUCAUCUACUACUUUUCUAAGUAUAUAUUUUUGCAACAGCAACAAGGCGCAAGUUUGAUUGCUUUUGAAGUUGAGUUUCAUAAUUAUAUAUAUCUUGUUUUGGUUUGGGUUA
This is a messenger RNA of Juglans microcarpa x Juglans regia, 1555 nucleotides long. Its product is annotated as transcription factor TCP15-like. NCBI's taxonomy places the organism in Eukaryota, Viridiplantae, Streptophyta, Magnoliopsida, Fagales, Juglandaceae. Gene Ontology annotation, molecular function: DNA-binding transcription factor activity; sequence-specific DNA binding. Bases 215 to 1408 code for a protein of 397 amino acids. The transcript has a single exon. The record is from RefSeq and is a predicted model, not a curated record. Gene Ontology annotation, cellular component: nucleus.